Molecule: messenger RNA, 444 nt
Organism: Adineta steineri
Lineage: Eukaryota; Metazoa; Rotifera; Eurotatoria; Adinetida; Adinetidae
Source: the annotation of a GenBank genome assembly
AUGUCUUCAUUCUUCAAUCCAAAUUAUUUCGAUGCUAUUAUUAAUUUGAUUCAAGGCCGAAAUGGUACACUUGGUACACUUUGGGGUAUGUUUUGGCAAGCAUUCUAUGCACUUGCUGGUUGUGUUAUUGGAGCUGCAGUUUUAGGCAACUAUGGCGCACUUAUUGGCACUGUAAUUGGUGCCUGGAUGGGUUUUAAAGCAGUUAAUCCUUAUCAUUCAUUAUUGGGUCAAUUACGUGAUCUUAAUGAUCAUCAAAAACAAAAUUUAACUGAUGAAAUUCGUCGCACUGUUGGCUCAUCAUCAGUUGAUAAUUUACUUCGUUAUGCUACUAAUGGUACUGGUCGACAAUUAGUCUUCGAUAUAAUUCAACGUUAUUUAAAUAGUGGUCAACCAAAUCAUAACCGAAAUCCUAAUCCAGGCUUAUUUUCUCGCAUAUUUUCCUAA